ACAUUAGUUGAGCAGUGGGGAGGGAGAGUUAUCUGGGGCAACACAGCUUAUUGGGAGGGCAGAGGCAGGCAGGCUUGCACACAUGGGGGCAGUGGGUGGGUAGAGGGUUCUCUAGUCUGACCCCCCCCCCCCCAUCCCUACUGCUCCCUUCUGUAGGAGCACCUUGGAGAGAAGGCUUUCUCUGAAUGGGAUGCAAGAGAGGGUGUGUCUCUUUGAAGGCGGAUGCUUGCCCUAUUUUUUAUAUGAUCUUUGGCAAAGUGCUCGAAGGGUUCAGGCUACCGAUGUAUUUGAGCCUCAGUCUGGUCCAUGCCACUGAAGAGGAAAAAGAAGCCUUUGCAAAAAUCCAGGAUUGCUACAAUGAGGCAGGAAUAAAGGCCAAGUUAUUGGAUUUGCUUGUCAUGACAACCAUCACUACCAGCAAAACAUGUGUCAAUUCCACAGUGGAUGAGGUGCUCAGCAUUCUGAAGGAUCUCCGGGAGAAAUUACUUCCUAAAGUGGAAGCUCUGCAGCCAGUACAGGGCACCGGUUCCUUACUUGGGCUCUAGUGUCCUGCUGUUUCCCCUCUCACACAGCGGGAGUGCCAACAUCAGCCUUGUUCCAGUUCCAACAGGUUGAGUCUAAUAAAAUCACUGAAGCUUA
Erinaceus europaeus (western European hedgehog) is the source of this 639-nucleotide messenger RNA. RefSeq names its product major allergen I polypeptide chain 2-like. Lineage: Eukaryota; Metazoa; Chordata; Mammalia; Eulipotyphla; Erinaceidae. The transcript is spliced from 3 exons. The record is from RefSeq and is a predicted model, not a curated record. The coding region runs from base 186 to 545 and encodes 119 amino acids.